This is a messenger RNA of Candida dubliniensis CD36, 2151 nucleotides long. RefSeq names its product Bmt1p (gene BMT1). Gene Ontology annotation, molecular function: mannosyltransferase activity. Lineage: Eukaryota; Fungi; Ascomycota; Pichiomycetes; Serinales; Debaryomycetaceae. The transcript has a single exon. The coding region runs from base 1 to 2151 and encodes 716 amino acids. The record is from RefSeq and is a predicted model, not a curated record.
AUGGAUCAAUUAUUACAUUUAUUUAAUCAUCAAUAUUUAGAUUCUUCUUCAAUUAAAUUAUCAUUACGACGGAAACGGAAAUUGACCAUUUUUGGUCUUUUCUUAUUUUCAUUAAUAUCUUUAAUGAUAAUAAUAACUUAUUCUAAUAAUAAUAUCUUACCAGGAUUAUCAAAUUCUGAUUAUUAUUCUUCUUCUUCAACUUCAAGUUCAAGUUCAACUUCAAAAGAAGAAAAUAAAUUUCAAGAAAAAAUUCAUCAACAUCAAACUACUAAACCAGGUAAAAGAACAAUUAUUUUCCCUAAUAAUUUUAAUCAUCAUAAUCAUAAUGGUGGUGAUCGUAAUUUAGUUGAAUAUUAUGUUAAAAAUAUGGAACAAGCUUUAGAUCCAGAAGAUUUAAUUUAUCGUAAUCGAUUCACUUAUAAAUUACCAACAAUUCCUUAUAAUGAACAAACCAUUGAAAUGUUUAAUGAUGGAGGUGAUAAUAGUAAUAUUGAUACUUGUCCUAAAAUGUCAACAACAAUUAAAAUUGAAUCAUCAUCAGUAAUUAAUAAAAAUGGUGAUUUAAAAAAAAUUUUGAAAACUUUUUUACAAGAAGAUAGUUUUUAUUAUAAAGAAUUAUCACCAUUUUUCCCUGAUUUAAAAAAACAUUUUGAUGAAGAUACUAUUAAUAAACAUUGGUAUCAAUUUAUUGGAUCAACUGUAUGGUUAGAACAAUAUGGUGUUCAUUUAAUGGUAUCAAGAAUUAUUUAUACUGAAAAAGAUCAAGGACUGCCAAAAUUUUCUUUAGCUUAUUUACAAAUUUUUGAUAAAAAUUGGCAAGAAAUGGAUAAUGUUGAAUUAAUUGUUCCUAAUCCUUCUAAAAAAAUUAAUUCCAUUAAUUCCAUUGAAAAAAAUGGGGGACAUUAUGAUUAUGGUUAUAAAUCUGUUUUAUAUCCUACUAUUGCUCAUAUACCAGUUUAUCAUAAUUCUAAACAAAUUGGGGGGAGAUUUUAUGGAAUUGAAGAUCCAAGAAUUGUAUUAAUUAAAACAUCAUUUGGUUAUGAAGAACCAGUAUUAAUUUAUAAUUCUUAUCAUAGAAAAAUUCUGGAAAAAAUUUUUAAUAAUGAUCAAGAAGGUAAAAUAAAUUUUAAUAAUUAUCGUUCAUUAUUUAUUGGAUGGUUAUGGAAAACUCAAUUAGGUAAAAAACAUGUUGAAGAAUUACCAAAUAAUGAAUUUAAAAAAAAUGAAUAUAUUAAAAUUAAAGAAUUUAUUAAACCAAAUAAUCAUCGAAGUAAUACUGAAAAAAAUUGGGCAUUUUUUAUAAAUUAUCAAGAAAGAUUAAAAAAUGGAUUUGAUUCUUAUGUUUAUUUUGCUAAUCAAUUGAAAAAUUUAAAAAUUUUAAAAUGUCCCAUUAUAAAUGAUGAGGAUAAUGAUAAUGAUGAGGAUACAUGUGAAUGGGAAUAUCAAUUAGAUGAUUAUGAAGGAGCAGGAGUAUUACAUGGUGGAACAGAAUUAAUUAAUAUUAAUCAACUUUUAAAUCAAUAUAAUUAUCAAGAAUUAAAUUCUAUAAAAGAUUUAAUUCCUAAUGAUAGACAAUUUUGGGUAGGAUUUGCUCGUGCAAGUAUUAAAGAUUGUGGUUGUGGUUCAAGAAUGUAUCGACCAAAUUUAUUAGUAUUAAUGAAAGAUGGUAAUACUAACAGUAACACUAACAGUAACUCUAAUUAUAAAAUUGCUUAUAUAUCUUCAUUUGUUGAUUUAGGAAUUGAAGUUUUACCUUGGGAUUUAAAUAAAGGAUUAUGUGAACAUUAUAAUUUAAUUAUACCUAAUGGAAUUUCUUCUUGGACAAUUGAAAAAGAUUCUAAAAUUAAAAAUAAAAAUAAAAAUAAAAAUAAUCAAAUAAUGGAUUAUAUGGCUUUUACAAUAUCUAGACGUGAUGCUACUGUUGAUAUUGUUUAUAUUAAAGGAUUAUUAAAAGCAUUAUUUUCUGGUGAAUCUGGUAAACAUUUAUUAGCAAUUGAACAAUCAGGUUUUAAACUGGUAAAUAAUAUUGAUUGUGCUUUAAAAAAUUCCGAAAAAUUUUGUAAAAUUUAUGGUGAAAAAUUUAAAAUUGAUCAACAACAACAACAACAAGAACAAGAAAAAGAAAAUAACCAACAACAACAACAACAAUAA